UUUUUAUAUGUCAAAAUUCCACAGCCGCAUGCGAGCAACGUGUAUCGCAAACUGCUUGGUUUUCGCACAAAACGUUAUUAUUAUCACUUGAAGCGCCUACAUAAUCUAAAAAAAUGAGUACAAUUUUAGAAAAAAUCGCCGCAAUCGAGGCGGAAAUGGCACGAACCCAAAAAAACAAAGCCACCGCUGGCCAUUUGGGGCUACUGAAGGCCCGUUUGGCCAAAUUACGCCGCGAACUGAUCACCCCCAAAGGGGGCGGUGGCGGCACCGGCGAGGGCUUCGACGUGGCCAAAACAGGGGAUGCCCGCGUUGGUUUCGUGGGGUUCCCCUCCGUCGGUAAAUCCACCCUACUUAGCAACCUAGCGGGGGUUUACUCCGAAGUGGCCGCUUAUGAAUUUACAACGCUUACGACAGUCCCCGGCUGUAUUAAAUACAAGGGGGCUAAAAUCCAGCUACUCGAUUUGCCGGGGAUUAUCGAGGGGGCGAAGGACGGCAAGGGGCGCGGCCGGCAGGUCAUAGCCGUCGCGCGGACGUGUUCGCUGAUUUUCCUCUGUUUGGAUGUUCUGAAGCCUUUGCAUCAUAAAAAAUUGAUCGAGCAUGAGUUGGAAGGGUUCGGCCUGAGGCUGAAUAAACAGCCCCCCAAUAUUUAUUUCAAGAAGAAGGACAAGGGGGGGAUCAAUUUGAACUGCAUGGUGCCCCAGUCUGAGCUUGAUUCGGACACGGUUAAGUCAAUCUUGUCCGAGUAUAAAAUACACAAUGCUGAUGUUACGCUAAAGUAUGACGCCACCAGUGAUGAUCUAAUCGAUGUGAUUGAAGGGAACCGAAUCUACGUCCCGUGCAUUUACAUACUCAACAAAAUCGAUCAAAUAAGUAUUGAGGAGUUGGAUAUUAUCUACAAAAUCCCUCACUGUGUUCCUAUUUCGGCCCACCACAGGUGGAAUUUCGACGAUUUGCUUGAGAAAAUGUGGGAGUACCUCAAACUAGUUAGGAUUUACACAAAACCGAAAGGCCAGCUUCCGGAUUACAAUUCCCCAGUGGUUUUACACUCAGAGCAUACAUCUAUUCAAGACUUUUGUAAUAAACUGCAUAGGAGCAUCGCGAAAGAAUUCAAAUAUGCCUUGGUUUGGGGCUCUUCAGUGAAGCAUCAGCCUCAGAAAGUCGGCUUGGAUCAUAUUCUUUGCGAUGAGGAUGUUGUACAGAUUGUUAAGAAAGUUUGAGCUCCGUUUUUGCGAAAUUGGAGAAAAGUUUGGAAGCAAAUUGUUGCAGAAGAUACUUGUAAGUAUCUGUAUUUUUAAUAAACACGAUUCAGCUAG
Tribolium castaneum (red flour beetle) is the source of this 1313-nucleotide messenger RNA. RefSeq names its product upstream of RpIII128 (gene 128up). Gene Ontology annotation, cellular component: cytoplasm. Lineage: Eukaryota; Metazoa; Arthropoda; Insecta; Coleoptera; Tenebrionidae. The record is from RefSeq and is a predicted model, not a curated record. The transcript has 5 exons. Gene Ontology annotation, biological process: cytoplasmic translation. Gene Ontology annotation, molecular function: GTP binding; GTPase activity. The coding region runs from base 114 to 1217 and encodes 367 amino acids.